This is a messenger RNA of Suillus clintonianus, 612 nucleotides long. RefSeq lists its product as uncharacterized. NCBI's taxonomy places the organism in Eukaryota, Fungi, Basidiomycota, Agaricomycetes, Boletales, Suillaceae. The record is from RefSeq and is a predicted model, not a curated record. Bases 1 to 612 code for a protein of 203 amino acids. The transcript has 4 exons.
AUGCCUGUGCCAGUAGUCGAGCUCAUCACCUUCACUCCAUCCGCAGCUUAUGUGGCUGCACCCAGCGUGUCCUUGAACAACUUCUUUAGCAUUUUGGCGCAGACCAAAGGUCACAUCGAUUCAUUCCAUGGCCUCCAGGUUGAAGACUCAAGGCAAGGGCACAUAGUGAUUCUCUGGGAGACACAUCAACACCACGUAGCACUCCAGCAAAGCCCCCAAUAUCAGGCACUUAGGGGCGCACUUUCGGUUGCAGUCGAGGGGCAGCGUCAAAUGGUCCACGUUCUAGUUCAACAUGACUGUUCGAAAGUGUUUACGGCGCCACACGUCGGCAUCGCAAUCAACACGGUAAAGGAUGUGAAUAACAUAGCAUCGCUAAAGCAUCAUUUGGACACGCUUGUGUCUCAGAGCUUUGACGAGGUGGUGGCCCACACCUGUGGACCGGUGCUCGAGGAUGAGAAGAAGAUCGUGUUGUUUGCUGCUUGGAAGUCCCACGAGCAUCGUGAGAGCUUGAAACAGGACAAGCAUCCUGAACUAGAGAAGUUGAUCGGGGAUAUAAACCUUCUAGCAGACGUGCACGUCAGGCAUGUGAGGUUCAAGAAGCAUUCUGCAUAG